Molecule: messenger RNA, 5075 nt
Organism: Xiphophorus hellerii (green swordtail)
Lineage: Eukaryota; Metazoa; Chordata; Actinopteri; Cyprinodontiformes; Poeciliidae
Gene: oga
Product: O-GlcNAcase
Exons: 19
Coding region: 348-3161 (937 amino acids)
Biological process (GO): glycoprotein metabolic process
Molecular function (GO): beta-N-acetylglucosaminidase activity
Source: RefSeq, a predicted model, not a curated record
CUCGGUGUAAACAGGAAGAACCAAGGAAAAGUAGGUUAAAUUUAUCAUAAAGCGAAGAGGAUAGUCGGAUACAGACGGACGAGGGUUUUUCUUACUUUAUAAAUUUGACCACAUUCUUUGUGGUCUAAAAUUGCUAACAAUUUUAGAAACAUUUUGCAAAAGCAAGUUUUGAAUUUUAGUGAAGAAUAUUGUCGCUAACACCGUGAGCUUUACCGACGUUACGCGGAGAGUGACGCGGUGCAUUUCCUUUGGGGUGCCUGUUUGUGCUAAAAAACCUGCAUUUGGUUUGCCGCCUGUUUUUUUUUUCUCUCCGGAUUUUGUGAUUGUGUCAAGGAAACCCUUGUACGAUGGUUCAAAAAGACCAGACUUUAGACACUCCUCCGUUAGAUGUUGAACCCAGCCCCAGCCCAGUCUCUGGAGAGGCUUGUGUGGAGGCCCCGGGCCCAGUGGCGGACUCCAGCAUCGUAGUGGAAACGACGGGCCACAGAAAAUUCAUUAGUGGUGUAGUCGAAGGCUUUUACGGGCGUCCAUGGACUAUGGAACAGAGAAAAGAGCUGUUCAGAAGGCAACAGAAGUGGGGGCUGAACACAUAUCUUUAUGCACCUAAAGAUGACUACAAGCACAGAAUGUUCUGGAGAGAACUGUAUUCAGUGGAAGAAGCAGAACAACUCAUGACUUUAGUUAGUGCCGCCAAGGAGCAUGGAAUAGAGUUUAUAUAUGCCAUUUCCCCUGGAUUAGACAUAACAUUCUCUAAUCAGAAAGAGGUUUCUGCACUUAAAAGAAAACUUGAUCAGGUUACUCAUUUUGGCUGCAAAUCCUUUGCCUUACUUUUUGACGAUAUUGACCACAACAUGUGCCCUGCUGACAAAGAAGUAUUCAGCUCUUUUGCUCAUGCUCAGGUUUCUCUAACUAAUGAAAUCUACCAGUACCUUGGAGAGCCUGAAACCUUCUUGUUUUGCCCCACAGAGUACUGUGGAACAUUCUGCUACCCAAGUGUCUCGCAAUCCCCCUACCUCCGCACAGUUGGAGAGAAACUCCUGCCUAGCAUUGAUGUGCUGUGGACAGGUCCCAAAGUGGUUUCUAAAGACAUCCCAGUGGAGUCCAUUGAAGAGGUGUCAAAGAUCCUGAGAAGAGCCCCUGUUAUUUGGGACAAUAUUCAUGCCAAUGAUUACGACCAAAAGAGGCUCUUUUUAGGUCCGUACAAGGGCCGUUCCACUGAGCUCAUCCCCCGGCUGAAGGGAGUCCUCACCAACCCCAACUGCGAGUUUGAAUCCAAUUUUGUCCCAAUUCACACUUUGGCCACCUGGUACAAGUCUAACAUGAACGGGGUUCGCAAAGAUGUGGUCAUGACUGACGGUGAGGACAGCACUGUGUCCAUCCAGAUCAAGCUUGAGAAUGAAGGCAGUGACGAGGAGCUGGAGACAGACAUGCUCUACAGCCCACAGCUCGCUUUAAAGCUCGCUCUGACAGAGUGGCUUUCAGAAUUCAGUGUGCCUCUCCAAUACAACAGCCGACAGGUGCCUCAGAGUGGUGCCAAAAGCACGGCCAUUGAUGUAUCUUCCAUGACAGCUCCGUCCCUUUGCUCCUCCACGUCAGUCACUACUGUGUUCCAGCAGCCCAUUAUGUCUCCUGCAAUGCCCCCUCUCCUCCUCGAUCCCCUCCCACACUCCUUUUCAAAAACAGUUGAAGAGGUAGAAGAGGUGGAUGUGGAAAAGAAGGAUUCAGAUGAGGAACCAAUGGAGAUGGUGGUAGAGAAGCUGGAUGAGCCAGAGGCAGAAGCCGAUCCAGAAGAGAAAGACGUCGCUCCCAUCUUAACUGACAAAAUGGCAGAGGAUCUGAAGCCCAUGGAUACAGACAAGGAGAGUCUGGCUGAAUCCAAGUCCCCAGAAGAGUCAAUCCAGGAGGAUUCUGGGAGUGAUAUUGCUCCUAUGCAGACAGAUGAUCAACUCAAACAGGAUCCGUAUAUGCCCAGCCCCGACGAGAAGCCUCUGUUCACACCAGAACCUCCAACACUCGAGGACCUGUGUCUCCUGGCUGAGCUCUUUUACCUGCCUUACGAACAUGGACCCAAGGCCACACAGAUGUUAAAGGAGUUCAACUGGUUGAGAGCCAACAGCAGCGUCGUCAGCGUCAACUGUAAGAGAAAAGAAAGUGAAAAGGUGGCUGAAUGGCAGCUGCGGGCGGAGAAGUUUCAAGACAUGUGCUGCUCCGUUAUCCACAUGUUCACACGGCUGUCCAACACAGCCAACCGCACCAUCCUGUUCGACCUCUACCCUUACAUCUGGGACAUCAAGAGCAUCAUGUCUAUGGUCAAGUCUUUUGUCCUGUGGCUCGAUGGAAGAAUCCACAGUACAAGUUUCUACUGCUAUUGGAUCGACAGUGGCCGAUGGUGUCGUAGUCAGUCAUCAGCACAAUUCCCUAAAGGAGAACAAGAGUCCUGGGCCUUUAGGGGAGGUCUAGCAGGAGAGUUCCAGAGAUUGUUGCCAAUAGAUGGGGCAAACGAUCUUUUCUACCAGCCUCCACCUUCUUUGCCAACCUCCAAAAUCUAUACCAUAAGGCCAUACUAUCCCAAAGAUGAGGCUUCAGUUUAUAAAAUCUGUAAGGAAAUGUACUGCGAAGGGAUGGAAGAUGAGCCAUUCACUGAGGGGGAACCUGACCUCAUUGGGGACAGGCUAGUUGGAGGACUGCUGACAGUGAGCUCAGACUAUGGGUUCGUACUGGAAGAUGACCAGGGGAUCUGUGGUUACGCUCUCGGCACUGUAGAUGUGAAACCUUUCAUCAAGAAGUGCAAGUUGAGCUGGAUUCCCUUCAUGCAGGAGAAAUACCACAAACCAGACUGUGAAAAGGAUCUGUCUGAGGCCGAGAAGAUGAUUCUGAGUUUUCAUGAGGAGGAGGAGGGUCUACCGGAGUCUUUCCUGUCCAAUUUCCCAUCUCUCAUCAAGGUGGACAUUCACGCCAAAGUCACUGACCCCAGUGUGGCCAAAAGCAUGAUGGGAUGUUUGUUAUCUUCUCUUAAGGCCAAUGGUUCCCAUGGUGCUUUCUGUAAAGUUCGUCAGACUGAUAAACGGAUGUUGGAGUUCUACAGUAAACUGGGAUGUUUUGAAGUGGCCAAAAUGGACGGCUUUCCCAAAGAUGUCAUCAUUAUGGGACGCAGCCUUUGAAGAAACACACAGCGACAGAGCAAGCUCGAGUCAACACACCUUAAGCAUUUUUGGUACCUUCAUGUGGAUAAAACUUUGGUUAUUUUUAUACUGCCAUUAAAUUCGGGCUCGCCCCAGGAUGUGCUGUGAUGUUUGGAUUUUGUGUAAACAAGCACAAGAAUCGCACAGAAACCAUAAUCCACCCUUAAUGGGUGUAGCUCAGUUGGAUUUGGCAGUUCAAGAGCAGAAACAUCCAAUAAGAGGUCUCUAGCCACUCCCACGUAGUAACAUCAAAUGUGGCCCCUAGGACUGUUCUAGUAGGACUCCAAGACUUGCCACUACAUCCAUCCCUCCAUUCGUCAUCCCUCUGAAAAAGAAGAUGAUCGUAAACAGCUGCAGCUAUGAGAAAAAAGGUGGCUCCUAACUUGGGCUGUCAUACAACUUUCAGCCUUCUGUUUUCAGCCUAUUUUGUAAUUACACAAUAAAGAUGUUGACGGGAGUUAGACGUCAAACAGGAAAAGAGGUGCUAAAAGAAUGCCUUGUGUUAAUUUUUUUUCUACAUGUCUACUGGGAGAUGAAAACCUGAACAUCUAAGAAAGUGUUGAUGAAAAUUAGCCAAGGGGUUCUUUGAAUUUUUGCUCAAGUAGCUGCUAACAUUUGCUAAGCAAUAGAAAAGCUUCUACAUGUUUACAGUUUGCUACUCAUUUUUUGUUGUUUUUCUUUGCUUCACUCCCCUCCAGCAAUUACUCAUUAGAUCUUCAUGUUUGAUUAUUCAUUUAAUUUAAAAAUCUGUAGCAUUUUCUGGGGCUUGCUUUCCAUUAUUUUUCUCACGUUUUUUUUUUUUUUGUACGUUUAGUUUGCUUAUGCUUUUCUAGAGAUUGUUAAGAUAUGUGCAUUGAGUUUUUUCCUAAUUGCAGUGGAAUAUCUACUAGAUUCCCCCCUGUUGUGAUUUUUAUUUUAGUUUUUAGUUUUUUGAAAGAAAUUAAAAUGUAUCAUUGGGACCAAAAUAUUUUAAGUUUCAGUAGCCUUUGGGUUUAGGUGCAUUGGUUAAAAAUACUUCACUUCUACUGUAGUUAAACUGUCUGCUGUACACUUUAAGUUAUUUAAUCACUGCUUUACAUUAACCUCUGAAAUCUCAUACUUUCAUUCAAAUGAAUGUAAUCUCAGACGAGCCUCUGUUGGUGGUUCCAUGUGUUUCAGCUGCACCUUUAAAACUGUAGCUAAAUUACUGUUGGCCUUUUUCUACCCGUAUGUCGAUUGUUUCCUGUUCCGACUCAUUUCCAUUUGUUUCUGCAAAUGUAUAGCUUUUCUUUUUAGUGAGACAUUUUGUUUAAUAACAGGCGAGUUUUGUUGGUUAAAUGAAGAUCAGCGGUUGCUGUCCCAUAGCUGCCUGUCAAUGUGACGUUUCCAACCUUGUACAGUCGUAACGUGCAUGAGGUGUGUUGGAUUUGCUGUGGCUGACGUUGGUUACAGUUGCCUCUGAUGUUACAUAAAAGAGGAAGCAUGCCACUUUGAACUACAUGCAUAAAAGUGUUGUGCUUAGAUGGUUUGUAAAUAUCAUUUGUGAAGUAUAAAAAGGUUUUGUAUAUUAUUUUUGAAAAUUGCUUCCAUUCUGUUUUAGUGGAAAGAAAGCAGAAUGUUAACCCCUUGUUGGACAGAGCUGUCCCACUGGUCAACAAGGAAUGAAACUAGCUAACAGACCUGCUCUUCUGCAAAUGAAGUUGGUUUUUAGUUUCUUGACUCUUCCAAGAGGAUAUUUUACAGUUUGAUGCUUGUGAUUUUUUUUUUUUUUUUUUUGCCAGCUGCAGAAAUUCCUCAGACCAUACAGUUCAGGUUUGGGGAUGGGAUGGGAGUCAUUAAAGUGACUGUUUGUUUAUUUCUGUACAAAUUUCUAUGUAAGAUAACAUUAAACUAAUAAAUCAUAUAAAGAUCCUG